AUGCGGGAAUGGCGCACGUUCUCGCGGUUCCCGUGCACCGCGAAGGAGUACUACGCGCUCAUGGUCGACGGCGCGUUCCAAGAGCGCCUCCACGUCGACGGACUGAAGAUGGGAUGCUGGGACUUCGAGGACGCGCGCGACGCCAAAGGCGUCCUGCUCUCGAGAGUCGCCUUCUCCGAGCCACGGUUAAACCUCCCCGCGAUCAUCGAGCGUCUCGCGCGAAGGGCGCAGUCCUACCACGAGCACACGACGUACACGCCGUCGGAGUGCCGACGGUUCGUGCGCGUCGUGCCGUGCAUGGGCGCGGAGAACAUGGACUUCACCUUCAACGAGCGACGGCGUCGGCGGGUGCGUUGCGAGCGUCGUGCGCGUCGCGGUGAAGGGGGGUGGAUCGGACGGAUAUUAGAGCGCUUCAUAUGCAGCACGAGCAAGGUGAAGUUGUCGGAGAGGGACGCGUGGCUGCACGCGAAGCACUUCGCGCCGAUGGGGUAUCGACGCAUCGGAUUCGACGACUUUGAGCCCGCGUCGGAUUCGAUCGCCGACGCCGACGCCGGCGCCGCCGCCGACGACGACGACGACGGGGACGUCCCCACGGUCACUCUGAGCUUCCGCGGCGGCGGCUCGGGCAAGAAAAAGAGCGGGAAGGGCGAGGGCGAGUGGGUCGGCGCCGCGGAUCUCAGCGCGCAUCCGCUCCCUCCGAGCGCGUUCCGAAGAAGCGGGUGGAAAAACUUCAAGUCGAAGUUCGCGUCGACCAAACGCAAACGCGUCGCCGCAACCGCGGCGUAG
Messenger RNA from Micromonas pusilla CCMP1545, 786 nucleotides. RefSeq lists its product as uncharacterized. The record is from RefSeq and is a predicted model, not a curated record. NCBI's taxonomy places the organism in Eukaryota, Viridiplantae, Chlorophyta, Mamiellophyceae, Mamiellales, Mamiellaceae.